AUGGCACGUCGAGUGCCUUUUGACCUUCCAGAGGAGGCCAUCCGAGUGAUCAAGGAGGAUGGAGGAGUUAUACUCACUGGCUUUGCUCCUACAAGCGAGGUCGAACAAGUAAACCGUGACGUCGAGGAACUCAUGGCGAAACGAAAGAGCGAUGAGGCCAGGAAAGCCCUCUACAAGGGACGCAUUUACUGCGGUUUCCUGUACGGCCUGAGCGAGACGGCACGAGAGAAAUGGAUCUUGAACCCUACUCUCCAACUGAUUGUCAAUCACUUUCUCCGCACAGUGAACCCUCCGGACGUGGAUAAGAACAGCAUGCCAGGGAGAAGCACCGAUGCCAUUCUUUCACAGGCAAACAGCAUCCUGACCCUUCCAGGGGGUGCGGGCCAGGCCCUCCACCGUGACGACAGCAUCUGGCAAAACGUUCAUCCCAGCCAGGAGGAGUCAGGGUACCGCUUGGGCUCUGAUCUCGGUCUUGGGUUGUUAGUUGCAGGAGUUCAGACAACCCGUGCGAAUGGAGCCACGUUGUUUGUCCCUGGAUCCCACCUCUGGGGUGAUGCGCGAGACGCCACUGAGGACGAAGUUCAUGCCGUUGAGAUGCAGCCGGGCGAGGCGUUUCUCUUUCUAGGCUCAGCACUGAUACAUGCUAUUUUCUUCUGCCGCUCAUGGGUCCGACCCGAGACCAACGAAUUCGCUUGGUGGACCAGGGAUGAGGUGGAGACCUGGUCGACAGAUGCACAGCGACUUGUUGGUUAUGUUACUGAUAAGAUGCUGGGCAUCUGCGAUGACGGAGAUCCUAUUGACGCUCUACGACGACCACGGACAGAGGCCGCGGUCCUGAGCAACUAG
This is a messenger RNA of Nannizzia gypsea CBS 118893, 846 nucleotides long. RefSeq lists its product as hypothetical. The record is from RefSeq and is a predicted model, not a curated record. The coding region runs from base 1 to 846 and encodes 281 amino acids. NCBI's taxonomy places the organism in Eukaryota, Fungi, Ascomycota, Eurotiomycetes, Onygenales, Arthrodermataceae. The transcript has 5 exons.